AUGAGUGCAAGUUCUUAUGGUUUCCCUAUUCCAUCAUCGCUCUUGCCAAGCGAUGCAUCUCCCGAGUGGAACAACAAAGCAGAUAAUGCAUGGCAACUAACGGCAGCAACCUUAGUGGGCCUUCAGAGCGUUCCUGGGCUUGUGAUCCUGUACGGCAGCAUGGUUAAGAGAAAAUGGGCUGUGAACUCAGCCUUCAUGGCCCUAUACGCCUUUGCUUGUGUCCUCAUUUGUUGGGUUUCAUGGGCCCAUGGCAUGGCAUUUGGGACUGAGCUUAUGCCAUUCGUGGGAAAGCCCAACCACGCUCUGAGUGGGAAGUUUCUGCUUGCGAAGUCAAGUGCUGGGUACUUUCCAAUGGCUGACUUCGUGUUCUAUCAAUUUGCUUUUGCCGCAAUCACUGUAGUGUUGCUUGCAGGGUCUUUGCUGGGGAGAAUGAACUUCUAUGCGUGGAUGUUGUUUGUUCCUUUGUGGCUUACGUUCUCUUACACUGUUGGUGCAUUCAGCAUAUGGGACAAAUAUGGCUUCCUUGAGGGAAAAAUAAUAGAUUAUGCUGGUGGAUUCGUCAUUCAUUUGUCUUCUGGCAUUGCAGGUUUCACAGCUGCUUAUUGGGUUGGUCCAAGAAUUUCAUACGACAGGCAAAACUUUCCACCAAACAACAUAAUUCACGUGCUGGGAGGUGCAGGGUUUUUGUGGAUGGGUUGGACAGGUUUUAACGGUGGAGCUACUUUCCGAGUGGGAGAAAUUGCAUCGUUGGCGAUCUUCAACACCCAUCUAUGUACUGCAACAAGCCUACUGGUUUGGCUUACAUUGGACAUGAUUGUAUAUACCAAGAGCUCAGUCAUAGGAGCCGUACAGGGAAUGAUCACUGGCCUCGUCUGCAUCACACCAGGUGCAGGCUUGGUGGAUUCAUGGGCAGCAGUAUUGAUGGGAGUUUUGUCUGGUUCGAUUCCAUGGUACACUAUGAUGGUGUUACACAAAAAAUCAGCAUUCUUUCAGAGUGUGGACGAUACAUUAGGAGUGUUUCACACUCAUGCCGUGGCUGGUCUUCUUGGGGGUCUUCUUUCUGGCGUGUUUGCAAAACCCAAGCUUCUAAGAAUAAUGUAUAACGAUGAUGAGUAUGGCCCAGGCUUAAUCUAUAGUUUUUCUAAGGGAUUUAGGCAAAUAUGGUACCAGUUACUUGGAGCAGGUUUUAUUAUUGUUUGGAAUGUGGUUGUUACUAGCCUGGUUUGUGUUCUUAUAAGCCACAUUGUGGAUCUUAGGAUGCAAGAAGAGGAGCUUGAGGUUGGUGAUGAUGCUGCUCAUGGGGAAGAAGCAUACGCAUUGUGGGGUGAUGGAGAGAGAAUCAGAGUCCCUCUUCGUCUCCAUAUAAGUCCAACCAUUCCUUCUCUCUGCCGCCGAAGCUUUUCUAUUCCUCUCACCGUCUAG
This is a messenger RNA of Vigna radiata var. radiata (mung bean), 1422 nucleotides long. RefSeq names its product ammonium transporter 3 member 1-like. Gene Ontology annotation, biological process: ammonium transmembrane transport. Bases 1 to 1422 code for a protein of 473 amino acids. Gene Ontology annotation, cellular component: plasma membrane. The transcript has 3 exons. The record is from RefSeq and is a predicted model, not a curated record. NCBI's taxonomy places the organism in Eukaryota, Viridiplantae, Streptophyta, Magnoliopsida, Fabales, Fabaceae. Gene Ontology annotation, molecular function: ammonium channel activity.